AUGUCGACCACCCUCCCUCUUUUUUGGCAUUUAUCUUCGGCGUCCCAGGAGGAGCGUAUCGAUGCCUCUGUCAAACUGGUAUCGGCACUCGAGCAUUUUCAGACGCAAUUCGCGCCGAAGGUAGCCAAACAGGCGGAGGAGAGUGAAGGAAGCGAGGAGGAUGAAGGCGAGGAUGAAGACGAAGAUUCCGAGGAACAAACGGCUGGAAAAGGGACGGGGCAGAAGGAGAGCGACAGGCUGGAUGAGAUGAAUGCGCAGGAUGUUUCGUACUCCAUACGGAGAUUGACCAGAGGUCUUGCAAGUCCGGUGGAAAGUAGCCGACUGGGAUUUGCCGUUGCAUUAACGGAGCUAUUGUCAAGGAUAAACACCGUGACUUGCUCUCAGAUCCUCGCGUUAGUCGUGGAUUCGUCGAAAAUUCAGGGAUCAAUGACUGGCCAAGAAGAACGCGACAUGCUCUUUGCCCGCCUUUUCGGUAUCACGUCCAUCAUUCAAUCUGGCCUCCUUGUACGACAGGAGCCCCUGCCAUCAUCAUCGACUCCCGCUUCGACCCUAGAAGGUUACACCGGUGCUCUCGCUGAACUCGUUGCCUUGGGCGAGAAGAAAAGCUGGUUGAAGGAGGUGGCCUGGUGGACCAUCGACCUCGCCAUUGACGCGCUACAUUCGUCUACCGUUUCCUGGAAGGAUGACGCUUGGCAGGAAACGAAGGAGACACUGUAUUUGCAAAACAAGACCUGGACGCCUGAGAAGGUCGGCGUGACCUUGAAGCUGCAGGAGUAUCAGCCGGAUUGGGACUGGAAGGCGCUCCUCCAGCCUCCGUUUAAGAAUGCUGAUGUGUUGAGCAUUCCCAACUUCGCGACGUUGGGCAAGGUCUUGAAGGAGUCAUACGAAAUUGAUGAUGACGACUCCGUCCACAAAGUUAACAAUCCUGGAUCCUGGAAGCCGCAGGUGCACUGGGUUUGGGACGCGAUAUUCGCGGAGCUUCUCCCCGCUUCUGGCUCCGCAAAAUCUUCUUUCCCUGAGUUCUUCCGCAUCGUCGUAGACGAAGCGUUAUUCUCUGCUGCGUCAUCUCCCGAGCGCAAGCUUUGGGGCUUCCAAAUAUUUCAAAAAGCGCUUCCUCGGGUAGACGCGGAUAAUGUCCCGUUCCUGUUCACGAAGAAUUUCAUGCGCUGCUGGAUUAACCAUCUUAGCAAGCAGGAUCGGUACCUGCACAAAGCAGCACGUCAAGUGGCGACCGACAUCCAUACCGUCGCGCGCUCCAACCCAAAGAUCGGUUUCGCUCUCAUACUCCAGCUCACGGGUGUCCAUGGCAACAAGCAGUUCGAUAAGCUCACCCGCACCAAGACUGUCGAGAGUAUAUUAACAAGCAUGGACGCUGAAGGCAUCGACAACUAUAUUACUAAUCUACUGGAGCAGUUCAACGCGUCGACUGCGGGCGAAGAAUCCGAUUUUCAGGCUUUGAAUGGGCGACGCUCGUGGGUGAUCGACCAGCUCGCUGCGCUCAUCCGUAACGGUGCCAUACCCAAAACCGACUCCUGGGUGGUGCGGAUCUUAAACUGGCUAAUCGUCCAUGGCCUGUUCGUUCUAAAGAAGAAUUCCGAGAAGAGUCCCAUCGACGCGUUACACACCGUUCCGAAACCCGUACUUUCCGACGAACUACGCAAGAGUUGUCGCGAACGAUUGCUAAGCUGUCUCGGUGAUCUCGCUAACCGCACCAUCGCUGUCUCCGGUGUCAAGAGGACUGGCGUAGCUUCCGAUGGCGAGCUGUGGGUGUCCAAGGUCGUCGCGAUGGUUAACGCACUGAAGCAGGACACGAAACACGCGAAGAGCCUUAAAGACGUUGACGAGGCAGACAAUGCCGUGUUUGAGAAAGCCUUGACGAUCGCCGCAAAGCUGCGCGACGUCGGCGGAGACGAUGGCUCGGCGUCGAGUGCGCAGGGUGCCCAGUUGCUCAUUGAAGCUCUGUACCUUCGUGACCUUUGCUCAGAAGAGAACGAGGAAGUUGACACGGACCCGCUUGAGGCUUGCGCUGACGCCGCCCAGCGCAUGUUCCUCACUUCGUCAAAGAAAGCAAAGAAGAAAAAGAGCCGGAAAUCUUCCGGCGGCGACGAACCUGACGUUGUUCCGGAUGUACCAGAACCAAUUGAUAUUCUCGUCGAUGCGAUCAUCGGUCUGCUUGAGAACUCGUCCUCGUUCAUGCGGACGAUUGCGAAUCAGUCGUUUGCUUUGCUUUCGGAUGCAGCAACGGAUAGUACGAUCGAUUUGAUCCUAGCGCAACUGGAGCGCCGGGAUCCGAACGCCGAAGAGGAUGAGGAUGAGGAACUGGAUGAAGAAGCCGACGACGUAGAACAGGGCGACGACGACGACGACGACGAUGACGACGACGAGGGCAGCGAAAGCAGCGAGAACGACAAAGCAGAGGAGGAUGAAGAGAGCAUGGACGAAGAGCCCGAUCUCGAACUGCGCAGUAAAAUUGAAGAGGCUCUACGGGUGAACGGCGUGGACCGCGCGACACGCGAUGCUGACGAGGAAUCGGAAGAGGAGGCGAUGGACGAUGAGCAAAUGAUGGCUAUUGACAACCAGCUCGCGGAAAUAUUCCGAUCGAGGGCCGAGAGCAAGAAAAAGGAGGCGGGCGCGCAACGAGAAGCGACGCACUUCAAAAACAGGGUGCUCGACCUUUUGGACAUUUUCAUCAAGACGCAAUCUGCUAGCCCCUUGAUUGUGCGCAUCAUCGUCCCACUGGUCGUUCUCGUAGUGGGCACCGGCCAAGACGAGAAACAGCUCUCCGACAAGACCCAAGCGUUGCUCAAGUCGCGCGUUGGGAAGCUGAAGGAAAUUCCCGAGGCCGUCGAUGCGGAUCACGUUAUCGAAGUUUUGAAGGAUGUCCACUUGCGCGCACGGAAAGCUCGCUCCUCCGAUGUGCUGGCUACAAUUAGCCAGUGCAGCUUGUAUCUCUCUCGGAUUCUUCUCCGGCACGGACGUCAGGACGCCGUAGUGGAGGUGUAUCAGGACUCACUCAGCGACUUCGCGACGCGUAAGGCGUCGCCGCUCAACAGCAACUUCUUCCUCGACGCCAUGCGCCGUCAUAAGGAUCUCGCAUGGGCUCUUCGUGGGGCAGUUCUGAAGCUGCAAGCCAAUGCGACCAACGCGUACCGCCGAUGCCAGAUAUUCUUGCUUUUGCAACCAGUCAUCAAUCAAUUGCCGGUACGUCGGAUGCUGAAACGUUUUCUUGCCCUAGCUGAUAUCCAGCUUCAGGACGACAAGGAGGAGGCGGGCGCCUUUCUAAAGAAAUUUGCUGAGGCGCUGCAUGGGGCUCUGAUCGAGGCCUGCGACGAAGCGACGACUCUCAGCGCACCGCAGAUGAAGGAGCUCCUAAAACUGGCACUCGCUGCAGUCCGCCAUACAAAAAACUCGGCUUCAACCGACGUCGCGCUCGCAUGGUCGUCGGACAGCUGGACAACUCUACACAGCAGACUCAUAGCGACGGAGCGGUUCAAGGCGUCGAAAGCAUUGCAUUCGUUAAGCAAACAAAUUGUGCAAGUCAUAGGCGAGUCCAGCGGCGAUAGCAAGAGCAUAGCUUCGACGAAACCUUCCGCAACCAAGGCGGCAAAGAGGAAAGGUGCAGAGGGCGUAGAUGAUCCAGGGAAGGAGAUAACCAAGCGAAAGAAGUCCAGGAAAGAUUGA
This is a messenger RNA of Punctularia strigosozonata HHB-11173 SS5, 3681 nucleotides long. RefSeq lists its product as uncharacterized. Gene Ontology annotation, biological process: regulation of DNA-templated transcription. The coding region runs from base 1 to 3681 and encodes 1226 amino acids. Gene Ontology annotation, molecular function: transcription factor binding; rDNA binding. Lineage: Eukaryota; Fungi; Basidiomycota; Agaricomycetes; Corticiales; Punctulariaceae. The record is from RefSeq and is a predicted model, not a curated record. Gene Ontology annotation, cellular component: nucleolus. The transcript is spliced from 10 exons.